Messenger RNA from Rhipicephalus microplus (southern cattle tick), 1156 nucleotides. RefSeq names its product ethanolamine kinase 1 (gene eas). Gene Ontology annotation, molecular function: ethanolamine kinase activity. The record is from RefSeq and is a predicted model, not a curated record. NCBI's taxonomy places the organism in Eukaryota, Metazoa, Arthropoda, Arachnida, Ixodida, Ixodidae. Gene Ontology annotation, cellular component: cytoplasm. Gene Ontology annotation, biological process: phosphatidylethanolamine biosynthetic process.
GGUGCCAUGCCUCUGGCUGCUCAGGUGAUUCAGUGACCGUCUUGCCUGAGUAUUGCGGAUGGCCACGGCAGCCAUGAACCAUGCCCAGCCAAGCUCGGAGCCGGCUUCCUCUGUGGCUCUGGCCUCAACAGUGUGUGUACAAAACGGUGCCGGUGAGCCCCCACUGGACGUGGUGGACAUCUUUGUGGAUGGUUCCACUGAGGCAUCACUGCGAGAAGGCGCGCUUCGGGUUCUCCAGCAUGUGCGUCCCUGCUGGGACCUCUCUCUGGUUCAGUUCAAGACGUUCACAGAUGGCAUCACAAACCAACUGGUCGGCUGCUGGCAAGGUGGAGGGGAGCUGGGGGAGGAGGCGCUGCUGCUGCGCAUCUAUGGCCAGAAGACAGAGCUCUUCAUCGACAGGUCGGCUGAGGUCCUCAACAUGCGCCUGCUGCACGCGCAUGGCCUCGCGGCACCACUGCAUUGUGCCUUCCGCAACGGCCUCUGCUACGGGUUCAACCCUGGCUGUGUGGGUGACACACAGUUGGUCAGGGACCCUCACAUAUCCAGGCUGAUAGCACAGACACUAGCACGCAUGCACUCUGUGAAGUUACACAAGGGGGGACAGGUGGCGCCCUCUCUGUUCCCCACCCUGCACAAGUACCUUCGCCUGGUGCCUACGCAUUUCGACGACAUUGAAAAAAACCUCAGCGAGAGGUUUGUGUCGUGCAUCCCGAGCAAAGCAGAGUUGGAACUGGAAGUGUCGCUACUUGAAGAGCACCUGUCGGGCUUGGGUUCGCCUGUCGUGUUCUGCCACAAUGACCUGCUCGUCAAGAACAUCAUCUACCAAGAGAAACAGGGCAGAGUGAUCUUCAUUGACUUUGAGUAUGCUGACAACAACUACCAGGCACUGGACAUAGGGAACCACUUUUGUGAGUUUGGAGGUGUGGAGCGUUUUGACAGCUCCCUCUAUCCAGACCGCGAGUUCCAGCUUUGUUGGUUGCAGCACUACCUGGACGAGUGGCACAGGCUAGCAGGCAGGGGCGAGUGUGCCUCCUCCCGUGAUGUGGAAGUGCUGUACGUCCAAGUGAACAAGUUUGCCCUGGCCUCGUGCAUGCUCUGGUGUCGGGCUCUCAUUCAGGCAGCUCAUUCCACCAUCAAGUUUGACUUCAUCCAGUGA